Messenger RNA from Hemiscyllium ocellatum (epaulette shark), 1371 nucleotides. RefSeq lists its product as uncharacterized. Bases 1 to 1371 code for a protein of 456 amino acids. The transcript has 9 exons. NCBI's taxonomy places the organism in Eukaryota, Metazoa, Chordata, Chondrichthyes, Orectolobiformes, Hemiscylliidae. The record is from RefSeq and is a predicted model, not a curated record. Gene Ontology annotation, molecular function: protein binding.
AUGGAGUUAGCUGGUAAUACCAUCCUGGUGAUGAUGGUGGCAAGUGGCAUUGCCCAGUGGAACAGCGGUCUGUACGUGAAUGUGGAGGUUGAUGUCCUGAACAUAUUCUCAUCAGCGGAAAGCAUCACACUGGAGGCAAAUUACAGUGGGAUUGUCAGAAAGACAGUUGGGAGUCACAACUGGAAUAAUGACAGGAAUUACGGCAGGAAUAAUGACAGGACUUCCACAGGAUCCGAUUUAUCUCUGGAACAGCUGUGGGUCCGGCUCGUGUGUUCGUUUGUGCAGAGCCACGGAGCUCAAUGUAAGAGGAAACAGAGAGGGGACAGUAGAUCGAAGGAUACACAGUACCGCAGCAAUGCAGCCCAGGAAUGGACCUGCAAUAGACUCUAUCCCUACUCCCGAUAUCAAAUCACUCUCUUGGUCAUUUACCGAGAGCGGUCCAGUUUAUGGCUGCACUCGGGACAUUACACAGGGAUCAGCCGUCAGGUUUAUACAGGCCAUGCCAGCACCACGCAAGGAGUACCUGAGAAACCCGAGAUCAUCAACCUGGAAAUACAGAAGGGAGACGUUGAGUGGGAUUUAUUGACAAACUGCAAUGGCCCAAUCCUUGGCUAUCAGAUGAUAGUGACAGAGCAGAGAGAGUAUGAUGAAAGUUAUUUGCAGGAAUAUAGUUUGAAUCUUGCUGCCUUAAACCACUCCCUGGUCUUGUCGGACAUUCAAUGUGCGACAAAGUACAACAUAACGCUGCGAGCUCGCACCGCUGUUGGCUGGGGCCAGCCCAACAUCCAAAUCCAACAGACCCGUGCAGUGGAGAAUUUUCGCGUUCAUCCUCUCUUCGUUCCUAAAAUCACCGACACGGCGGCUGUCGUUUCCUUUGAGCCCGUGUCGUCGCGAUGUGUACCUAUCAGUUCCUACCAGAUUAUUGUGACGAGGAGUGCAGCAUUCCCUGAGGUCUGCACAGCAGGUUACCUCAAAGGGUUUGACCCCUCGAAGCCUGACUGGCCGUACAUCAGUCACCAGGUCCUGAGGAACUCCUCAGAGAGAAUCACAGUCACCAUCGGAGAUGGACAGGAGACUGACGGAUAUCUGAACGUGGCACUGCACCCAGACAGAGAGUACACAGUCACCCUGAGAGCAGUCAUCAAGUGGAAUGGGGUAACCACCUUCAGGUGCUCUCCACCCAGACAGAUUCUCAUUCCGUCCCCGCGCACAAACGCCAUUGUGUCAAGUUUCUUCCUGAUUCUGAUCUUGGUUGUUGCCCUGGCCCUGGCGUUUCUGUUUUACAGGAGAUGGCAGCAACAGAAGGCUCAGGAAUCCAGUCCCAUGGUCUUUACCCCCCUGGUCAGCGCUGACCAGUCAGGUAAGGAGUGA